AUAAUUCCUAAUUUCAUUUUCAUGUUUUCCUCUAUCCCGACCCGGACAACUUGCGGAACAGCGGACAGCGGUGGAGCCGUGGAGUGACUACGUGAGCCAGACCGGCUGUGGACUGGGGACGGCUCAGCUGAGUAUAUAAACAUAAAUGCCUGAGACGAGAAAUUAAAGCAAGAAAAAGAGAUAAAUGAGGAGUAUGGCAGCCGGCCUGUUACCGGUAGGAACGGGAGUAGGACCAGUGGUGUCGAUGAUGGUUGUCCCAAAAUCAAAUCUUCGGCCUUGCUAUCAACCGCUUGUCUUUACCCCCCAUCCAAGUCUCAGUCACAAUAAUAGUACUAAUAGGUUGUUAUGUCGCUGCAAUGCCACUUCACUCUCCUCCGAAGCUGAAGGGGAUGUGUUCUCAGUCAUCACUUCUUCUAACAGAUCCGAAGUGGACUACCUUGGUCAAAGCACUAAAGGCGACUUGAACCUCAAUUCCGGACUCAAUGGCCAGGCAACAUUGGAAGGCCCCAUUCAGGAAGUUGCCAAGGCAGAAACUCAGGAAGCUGAGCACUUGCUGCAACAGCUUGGCAUUGGGGGUCCAUUUUCCACAAGACAUUCACCCCGUGGCAUAUUUUGCAGUCGCACAUUGAAUCUGCGGUCAAUCAGUGCGAUUGGAUAUGAUAUGGACUAUACUCUUAUACACUAUAAUGUUAUGGCUUGGGAGGGAAGGGCUUAUGAUUAUUGUAUGGACAAUUUGAAAAAUAUGGGCUUUCCUGUGGAUGGGCUUGCUUUUGACCCUGAAUUGGUCAUUAGAGGGCUUGUUAUUGAUAAAGAGAAAGGUAAUCUGGUUAAAGCAGACCGUUUUGGAUAUGUUAAGAGAGCUAUGCAUGGAACAAGUAUGUUAUCUACUCGAGAAGUGAGUGAGAUAUAUGGGAGAGAGCUGGUGGAUUUGCGGAAGGAGAGUCGAUGGUUGUUCCUCAAUACACUAUUCUCUGUUUCAGAAGCUGUAGCUUAUAUGCAGAUGGUAGAUAGAUUAGAUGAAGGAAUCAUAGCAGCAGAGCUUGGCCCACUUGAUUAUAAAGGGCUUUACAAGGCUGUUGGUAAGGCACUCUUCGCUGCACAUGUGGAAGGACAACUGAAGACUGAGAUAAUGUCUAAACCUGAACUAUUUGUUGAGCCUGAUCCUGAGCUACCCUUGGCGCUGUUGGAUCAGAUGGAGGCUGGCAAGAGACUCUUGCUCAUUACCAAUUCAGAUUAUCAUUAUACGAACAAAAUGAUGCAACAUUCCUUUAACCGAUUCCUUCCGAAUGAUAUGAGUUGGCGAGAUCUAUUUGACAUGGUUAUAGUCUCAGCCAGGAAACCAGAAUUCUUCCAAAUGUCACACCCUAUGUAUGAAGUCGUGACUAGUGAAGGUCUAAUGCGUCCAUGUUUUAAGGCUCACCCAGGUGGCUUAUACUCUGGAGGAAGUGCUCAGAUGGUUGAAAAUUCACUCGGCAUUCAUGGAGAUGAAAUAUUGUAUGUUGGUGAUCAUAUAUAUACAGAUGUUAGCCAAUCCAAAGUCAAUCUGCGAUGGAGGACAGCAUUGAUUUGCAGAGAACUUGAAGAAGAGUAUAAUGCAUUGAUUCGUAGUCAAGGUCAUCGAGCAUUGCUGAUGGAGCUAAUUAGUCAGAAGGAGGUUGUAGGAGGUCUCUUUAACCAACUUCGGCUUGCUCUGCAGAGGAGAACAAUGGAGCGACCUGCACAAACUCUUGCUGCUACCAAUAUGGAUGAUAAAGAACUCACUGAAAGCAUUCAGAAGCUACUUAUUGUUAUGCAAAGACUGGAUGAGAAGAUUGCUCUGAUGUUAGAAGCAGAUGGAGAGCAUUUUAACAGAAGGUGGGGUUUCAUUUCACGGGCAGGCCUUUGGGACAAAAGCCACUUAAUGCGGCAAAUUGAGAAGUAUGCUGAUAUUUAUACAUCAAGGGUUUCAAAUUUUCUCCAAUAUACACCUUUCAUGUAUUUCCAUGCUCAAGAACAGUCUCUUGCUCAUGAUUCAUAUUCGUUCCACGGUCUAAGAGUUGAUAAAUCAGAUGAGGGCAAUGGCAACGGCAACAGAUAUUCUCUCUAAUAACAUCAUGUGCCGGUAGGUGCAAUCUGAAGUUGAUAACUGUAGCAUAUAAUCGAUAAUUCACUGUGUUGUACAAUGUGAAACUAGUGCUAGUACAACGGGGAUAACUGUAUUUGAAUUGUGUACCAAGGUAAAGAAAUUCAGUAUAGAUUUGCCUUAAUUUCUUCUUUU
Ipomoea nil (Japanese morning glory) is the source of this 2257-nucleotide messenger RNA. RefSeq names its product 5'-nucleotidase domain-containing protein 4-like. The coding region runs from base 185 to 2086 and encodes 633 amino acids. The record is from RefSeq and is a predicted model, not a curated record. The transcript is spliced from 18 exons. Gene Ontology annotation, molecular function: 5'-nucleotidase activity. Lineage: Eukaryota; Viridiplantae; Streptophyta; Magnoliopsida; Solanales; Convolvulaceae.